AUGACCGCGGGUGGCCGCGCCCGACAUGGCUCAGGUGCCGAUCUUUCCCCCUUGUUCCUAGGAAAGAACAUGCCCAAAGCCAGGGCGGGUGGCACGGAGGAGGCGAGCCCCGAGAACGGCGAGAGGAAGGGCUCCGGCCGCCCUCGGGCCGGCGGGGAGAAUGUGUUUAUUGGUCAAUCCAAAAUCUACAGCUACCUGAAUCCUAACAAAACUCCUGGUGCUCGCUCCCCACUUCAAGAGGAAAACUCUGUCAUGUAUCACGAGGUGAAAUGUCAGGGCAAAGCACUAAAUGAAACCUACAGGAAAGGGGAUGAGAAAAGGAAUGGUGGCAAUAUAAUUGAAGGUGCUAUGAAACCAGAAGACCAGAAGGAUAAAGAAAGUGGGUGCAAUACUUCAGUGCCCUCCUCUGAUCAAAACCAAGAAACUGUAGAAACUCAAAAGACUCCUAUGCCUUCUGACUAUGUUGCUGAGGCCAAUGCAAAGCCAGCUCAGAAAAAGACAGUUAAAGCAAAACGUGGACCAAGGAGAAAAGCACAAGGAAGACCACCAAAUCGAAAAGUGACAGAUUAUUACCCAGUUAGAAGAAGUUCCAGGAAGAGCAAAUCUGAAUUGGAGACUGAGGAGAGGAGGAAAAUAAAUGAGCUAAUUACAAGUGGGAAAGAAGAAGGAAUGAAGAUUGAUUACAUCGAUGGCAAAGGAAGAGGAGUAAUUGCUACUAAACAGUUUAAUCGGGGAGAAUUUGUAGUUGAAUAUCAUGGGGAUCUUAUAGAGAUCACUGAUGCUAAAAAGAGAGAAGCUGUUUAUGCUCAAGAUCCAUCCACUGGCUGCUAUAUGUACUAUUUUCAGUACCUCAGCAAAACAUACUGUGUUGAUGCUACAAAAGAAACUAAUCGUCUGGGAAGACUGAUUAAUCACAGCAAAUGUGGCAAUUGUCAGACUAAGCUCCAUGACAUUGAUGGUGUGCCUCAUCUCAUACUGAUAGCUUCCAGAGACAUUAAAGCAGGUGAAGAACUGUUGUACGACUAUGGAGACAGAAGCAAAGCAUCCAUUGCAGCUCAUCCGUGGCUGAAACACUAAUUCAUCUUCUUGCUUUGGGUUUUUUGGUUGUUG
Messenger RNA from Indicator indicator, 1110 nucleotides. RefSeq names its product lysine methyltransferase 5A (gene KMT5A). The record is from RefSeq and is a predicted model, not a curated record. The transcript is spliced from 7 exons. The coding region runs from base 1 to 1077 and encodes 358 amino acids. Gene Ontology annotation, molecular function: histone H4K20 methyltransferase activity; protein binding. NCBI's taxonomy places the organism in Eukaryota, Metazoa, Chordata, Aves, Piciformes, Indicatoridae.